Messenger RNA from Telopea speciosissima, 932 nucleotides. Its product is annotated as protein MODIFIER OF SNC1 11. Gene Ontology annotation, biological process: poly(A)+ mRNA export from nucleus. The record is from RefSeq and is a predicted model, not a curated record. The coding region runs from base 62 to 709 and encodes 215 amino acids. The transcript is spliced from 6 exons. Gene Ontology annotation, cellular component: nucleus. NCBI's taxonomy places the organism in Eukaryota, Viridiplantae, Streptophyta, Magnoliopsida, Proteales, Proteaceae.
UUCUCCUUCGUCUCGCUCGCUCUUUUCCUACUACACGACGAGCGGUGCUCAAGUUUCUUGAAUGGCGACGACGGAGAUGCAGAAACCCAAGGAGGCAGAACUCCACGAACCGAUAUCCAAAAAAACCCUAGAGACAGCUGCUCUCCAGCCGUCUCUCACAGAACGUCUUGAUGAAUCCGCCAAUCCAUCUACUGGGCCUUCUGAUACUGCAACAGAUGAUACCAAGAAGGAAGGAGAAGAAUCGAAGGAAAUAGGGUCUGAGAAAACCGAAGCCACGAUGGCCUCUGCGGGAGCUGCCGCCGCUCCCGUAUCCGAUCUUGACAAAAAGAUGCGUCGUGCUGAGCGUUUCGGGGUGUCGGUGCAACUCUCUGAAGAAGAAAAGCGGAACUCUCGAGCUGAAAGGUUUGGCACUGCGCCCAUCCCGCAUGGAUCAAAUGUGGGACAAAAAUCAGAGGAACAGAAGAGGAAGGCUAGGGCAGAAAGGUUUGGGCUUCCAUCAGAGUCUCCGGCCGAUGAGGAUUCAAAAAAGAAAGCUCGUUUAGCCAGAUUUGCUAUAGUUUCAAAGAUGGAUAAUUUAGAAGAAGAGAAAAAAAAGGCAAGAGCAAUUAGAUUUUCACAACCUCAAUCUGGUGCGUCAUCAAAAGUUAAUGGGAGCGCCAACUCUGAACAGAAGACGGAUAUUGAGGGUAAAGCCCAUGGAGGGACUUGACAUCGGUGUCUUUAUUUAACAAUAUAAUCUUCUAACUUUUUUGUAAUUACCUUGGAGGCUUCUAAGCCCAUGUUAACUUUUGCAUAUAUCGACUUGCAAAUGACUAAGGUUGCAGCUCAGCUAGUUCACAUGUACCAUUCUACAAGGAUGGAGCAAAUUUCAGGCGGCAUGGAGAUACUCUCUCUAUGAUAGUUUCCAGAUGUAUUUUUGACGUGGGCGCAUG